Theobroma umbraticum is the source of this 2533-nucleotide messenger RNA. RefSeq names its product cyclic dof factor 1-like. The record is from RefSeq and is a predicted model, not a curated record. Gene Ontology annotation, biological process: regulation of DNA-templated transcription. Lineage: Eukaryota; Viridiplantae; Streptophyta; Magnoliopsida; Malvales; Malvaceae. Gene Ontology annotation, molecular function: DNA binding; DNA-binding transcription factor activity.
CAAGAAAGAAAGGAAAGAAGCUCUUAGUUUGUUGGGUUAGUCAAGAAGAUUUUAAGCUAAGAUAAGUUCAUCAAGUCAAGGCAAUGAUUUGAUGGAAGAAAGGAGCGAGAAAGCGAGUAUUUGAGAAGAGAUGGUCAAGUACUCGGAAGAAGAAAAGGAAGGAGGUGAGGGCAUCCGACAUGGCGAAAAAAGAGGUGGGGGGCAGACAAAGCACUAUCUUUUUGAGCAAUGUGGAGGAAUAUAACAGCAUGAAAGAUCUUGAAGACCAGAAAAAUUGUGGCUCUCGAUGGUUUGCCUCUUGCUUAUGUGGCAUUCCCCACCUUUGUUUAAACCCACCCCAACACCCAUGGCCGCGUUCUCCCCUCGAUUAGAACCAGCAACAGAAUCCUGAGAGACUGUCACCGAGGCAAACAAGCCAGGGAGAGAAUCAUUGGUUAAAGUAGAUAGGCUGCUGUGUUUAGAAAUAUGUCUAAACUCAACGACUCUUCUGUUAUAAAGCUGUUUGGCAAGACGAUUCCAUUGCCAACAUUGAACCAGGAGGAAGCUUUAGCUGAUCAGGAGAUACCCUUUAAAGGAGCUGCUAGGGAGGACUGCUGUGAUGGAAAUCUUGUUUCUUCAUCCAGUUCUUUAGGUGGAGUGAAUUCUAAUGAUGGGAUUCAGGCUCAGGUUACCAGGGAGGACCAGGAAUCUACACAGAAAGAACUCCCCAAGGAUAAACAGAAAGACAGCACACCAGAUCAGAUCAGAGAUGAUUUAAAAGAUCCUACUGCAUUGUCGCGCAAUGAUAGGAGUCCUUUAGCUGAAAGAAACACUUCAUCGCUUAAAAGCUCUAAGAACGAAGGAACAAGUGAGACAACUUCCUCGCAGGAAAAGACUUUGAAGAAGCCUGAUAAGAUACUUCCAUGUCCCCGAUGUAAUAGCAAGGAAACCAAGUUUUGCUAUUAUAACAAUUACAAUGUGAACCAACCCCGUCAUUUCUGCAAAAACUGUCAAAGAUACUGGACUGCUGGAGGAACCAUGAGGAACGUGCCUGUUGGUGCGGGUCGCCGCAAAACCAAGAGCUCUUCUACUCUGCAUUACCAUCAUAUCAUGAUUUCCGAGGCUAUCCGAGCAGCUAAAGCAAGUGCUGCAAAUGGAAUGCACGGAAACCCCUCUUGUGAAAACAAUAAUGGCCAUGUCCUUUCAUUUGGCUCAGAGUCUUCUAUACCUGUAGCUUCAGUAUUCAAUCUUUCAGGAAAAACACAGAUUAAUGUUCAGAAUGGGUUUCGCAAAACUGAGCAAAGGUAUCUUGUUGAGGAUAAUCACUCGCGUGAAUCUUUGAUUACUGCUUCUUAUUCCUUAGAGAAGGAAGGCAACGCUAGUUUAAAUCAAGCAGAGGUUAAGAAUAGUCACUGGUUUACUUCUACAGCACCCUGUUUCUCUAGGCCUUCUUGGCCUUAUCCAUGGGACUCAAUCCCUGCAAUGCUUCCACAUCCACCGGCUCUCUGCCCUCCAGGUUUGCCAGUAACCUUCCAUCUGGCACCACCGACAUAUAGCGGUUGUAGUGUACCAAGCCCUUGGGAUGUUCCAGUUACCUCCCCAUCACCUUCUUCUGCUAACCAAUGCGCUCCAAGCUCUAGCCCAACUUCUCCAACUCUGGGGAAACAUUCCAGGGAUGAGAACUUUCUCAGUCCAGCCAACUUGGAGAAAGAAAAGCCCUCAGGAGAGAGUAAUAAAUCGGAAGGAAGAGCUUUGAUUUCAAAAACUUUGAGAAUAGAUGAUCCUGGUCAGACUGCAAAAAGCUCAAUGCUGGCAACACUUGUGAUUGAAGGCAAGAAGACCAAUUCUAUCAAUUCAGGAGGUCUAUUUGAUGGCUUUCAAUCAAAAAGCAGGGAUGAAAAAAAUUACAGACUAGAAACAUUCCCAGUGUUGCGAGCCAACCCUGCAGCCUUGUCUCGGUCUCUCAACUUCCAUGAGAAUACAUGAAAGAGAGAUGAUGCCAGUAGCAUACUCUAUACGUUAUGUCAGAAAUGGAUCCAGUGAGCUCACAUCAUGCAACCACUUUGCAGUUGACAGAUUUUUUUCCACCUUCAACCAUAUAUAAGGUUAUCUUGCUAGGCAACCUCGGUGAAGCAAUCCAAUGUAGUGGAAGAAUAUGACAAGCUAAUCAUAUAAAAAAAAGGGGAGGGGGCUAACAUUCAAGUUAUCUACUUCCACCUAACCUAUCCCUGACUAUCUCAUUUAGCUAUCUUUUAUAUCUGCUUUGACAAUGUACCUUUACCACGAAUGGUCAGGCAGGUUUCCAUGUAGAAAAUUUCAUGAGGGACUGUGAUAUAUAUAGCUUGAAAGCUCUGAGAGAUACUUGGAUGGUGCAACUUUCAGAGAUGUCCUGAAAUGAAGUCUUAAAUUAAUCAUAAUCUGUAACUAAUUUUCAUCACUUUUCACUCUUGUACAGUUUUACUUCACCAGCAAUAUUCAGUUUUCCAAUCCUGUACUCAUCUAUCCUUUUUCUACUGCAAUAAAUAUCUUACUUGUCCUUCUAGGAGGCUCUCAA